CUCACUUCUUCCAUCUGAAAUUUAGGAAAGGGCACUAAAAUAUCCAAACUUUUCCCGCUCGAAGCCAUGGAUUCCGCGGCAGCGCCUUCGGCUUGGGGACCUGACGUGGAAGGCGGCGAGUGGGAGCUCCGGCAUGACGACGACGGCUUCACUUACAAGAUCCUGAAGCGCCCGCGGCUGGACGAAUUCUCCGCGCCAGAGCCGCCGGCGGUGGAUCCGGAGGCCGAAGAGAAACGCAGGAGAUCCCGCAAGCAGAAGGUGCUUCUGAAAUUGAAGGGCCGGUACCAGGAAGAGAUUGAUCGGUGGGAGCGUUUGUCGAACAGCUUGCGGGAAAUGGAGGAGAGGGUUAGACAAGAGACGGAGUCUCGGAAAGAACAGCAAUUGGAAGGGACGAAUUUGGAGUCUCAGGCGGUGGGAGGGAUGGAAGACUCAUGUGCCUCCCUCGUGGAUGAACUCCUGGCUAAGGCAGAUGCAGAAGAGAGACUGAUCUUGAGUUUCUCAAACCUAUGUGACCAAGAAGAAGCAGCUUGUGAUGCUCGUCGGGAACGUUUUGUGGAAUCCUUCUUAGAGCUGCCAGUUUGGUCUUCACCUCGAGAGCUAAUGGCUUCACUCUGUGAUGACUGAUGAGUAAGUUCCACUGAAGCUACUUGAGAAAGGAGUGUGGUAGUUAGUUUGCCUCUGCAUUAGUAAAUUACUGAUGUUUAGGUAUAGAUAGUGAAGUUAGAGCAGCUUUUGGUAGAUAUCAGUUGUCAUCCUUGUUGAUCUUGUAAGUAUCUCUUUUCAUUUGCUUUGAAUGUUAGAACUCAGAACAUCUGUGAGUGAAUGUAAUGUGGUGGAAGGAAUAGAGAUGGAGAUAUCGUGCUUGGGUGAUAUACAGUUGUUAGUGUUUGAGUCAUAGGCUCAUAGCUAACUCCAUUUGUAAAAUCUGUUGAUGAACUCGGAGUAAGCGAAAUUGGAUAAAAGUGUAACUUUU
Messenger RNA from Linum tenue, 973 nucleotides. The record is from the annotation of a GenBank genome assembly. NCBI's taxonomy places the organism in Eukaryota, Viridiplantae, Streptophyta, Magnoliopsida, Malpighiales, Linaceae.